AUGGAUCUGGAAUGGGACUUCAGUGACCACCGUUUCCUGGUAAUUGAGCAGAGCCAGUCCACCCAGAACCAUCCUCCCAGCAUGGCUGAUGAAGUUAAGGGACUGGUUGGUAUUGGUCAGAUCCUGGGAAAAUAUGGGAAAACCAUUGGCUUGAAGCAAAUCCACGCUCUGUCCAUCCAGGGGAACUAUGAGAUGCGCAUUGACUUGGAGGACUUUGAGAACGGCACGGCCUUCGCCCACUAUGGAACCUUUGGUGUGGGCCUGUUCUCCGUUGACCCUGAUGACGAUGGAUACCCGCUCACCGUAGGCGACUACUCAGGCAACGCCGGAGAUGCCUUGCUGAAGCACAAUGGCAUGAAGUUCACCACCAAGGACCAAGACAACGACCACUCAGAGAACAAUUGCGCCUCGUUCUACCACGGCGCCUGGUGGUACCGGAACUGCCACACCUCCAACCUGAACGGGCAGUACCUGCGUGGUCAGCACACGUCCUACGCCGACGGCAUCGAGUGGUCUUCCUGGACCGGCUGGCAGUACUCCCUCAAGUUCUCCGAGAUGAAGAUACGGCCCACCCGCGACGACAGCAAAUAAGACAACGAGGGAGUGACGGAGAGAUGGAGAAGGGAUGGAGUGGAGGGGAUAAAUAGAGAGAGAAAGGGAAAACACUGGGAGGAUGAAAAGGAAUUGUUAUGUCAUAAAAAUGAAGCGUCGGAAAGCCCCAACUGUGACAGCUAGACUGUGUACUUCCUGUCUUUGUUGUGUUUCUCUGACUCAAAUGGAUCUCUUUUAUUGGUUGAUGAUUCCCUGCUAUUUUCUUUGUUGAUCUGCCCCCCUUCCCAACCAUUCCCACAUACAACCCCACACACCCCAAUCCAGUGUCCAAACAAAGUUUGCUUUGCUGCUAUGUUUCUCGGUUUUGAUUGGUUCCUUCUCAGUGACCUUCAUAGCCUUACUGUCAAUUCACACACUAACACACUAUCCACUUCAGGUAGUCAUUAUUUCUUGUCAGUAAGUACUGUGUGACCCCAAACGUCAAAAUAAUGUAUCCACUUUGAGCACUUAAGGAUCCUUCAGACCCACAACCAUUACUAUAAUAAUGAUACAGUAGUGUUUGUGUGCGUGUAUGUGUGUGCGUGGUCAGGAAAGCCUGUCCUCCAUUUUGCUCUUUUCUGAGCUAGGAUAGGAGAGAAGAGGUGAAGUGGACAGGGAAACCCAGGGUAGGAGAGGAGAGAUGGCAGGUAGGGAGAGAGGCCAGUUCUAGUCUCUCAUGUGAACAACUUGUGUGGUGCAAAGGUUACAUUAGCAGACUAGUAGACUAGGGGACAUCAAACAAGUCAGAUGUUUUAUCCAGAUGUCAUUCUAAAUCCAUCACCAUAAUGAUAUCUUUAAAAUUGAACUAUACUGUAUAUUUAAAAGGUAGGAGUGUUGAAUCUGCAGACUGUCUAGCUAGCUAGCUAACAUUAGUUUGUAGGCUUGACUGCCUCUAUGGCUAAAAUGAUAUGACCGAGCAAGCAAGGCAGUAAAUUAUGUCUGUUUAACAAAGUAAGUGUCACCAUUCAUAUUACGUAAAGUAUUUGCUGUCCACUGCUGGUGGGAAAAAGCAAAUCAAAUGUCAUCAUAGCCAGGAGUGUCAAAUGUCACAAGAUCGAAAGUAAGUAGUAAAUCCAAAACUGCAAUGCUAGAGCCUCAAAUCUGUCAGAAUUGCACAUUGUCUGUAGGAUAAUCGUACCACGUAAAAGAGUGCUUACCAAGCAACAUAAGUUAGAAGAAGUUAGAACUGGUACUGGUAUUUUCUGUGUAAUUUUUCCACUGGCUGAGCAAAAUAAAUAAAAAAGAUCUUAACUUUUGGGGAGAUGAGACGAGAGGAGAGGUUGGGGAGGAAGGAAGGACAGAAAAUAAUCAGAGAAAAGUUAGAAAUAAAGUAAUCUAUUUCUAGUAAAAAAUACUAGAAAACAAUAUUUGGAGUAGAGAGACAAUUCCCCAUGCUCCUGAACGCCCCAUGCUACCGUACUUGUAAUUGAAUGCAUGCCAUAUAGAAUUGUACAGUAUGAUGGAAAGACUGACAAAGAGAGAGAGAGUUACAGACAAAGAGAGAAGUCGGUGAGGAGGUGAAUGAGAGGAGACCAUUAUCUAUCUGUCUGAGGCCAUUAGGAAGCAUAUUGGGCACUUUGUCUGGUCACCCUGCCAGCUGAUCACCAGCCAACACACACAGCACACACAGAUGGCUGUGUGAUUAAGUGUGUGUGUGUGUGUGUUUGCCACUCUCUGCCCUCAGUGACGGAGGCACAGUGAAGAUCUGAGCCCAGAGACACUUGGUCUCAGAGAUCUAAAAAAACAAAACGCCCCCCCACACACAUAAACACACACAGGCACAAACACACACGACAGCACUGACCCUCAAUCCCCCUUUAUCCAAACUUCAAUACCUCACUCUCCCCACCUUUUUUCCUCUACACCCCUCUCACACUAUGGCUCAUAUUUUUAUUUUUAUUUUUUCCACUUCUUUGACUCCGCCCCUGGUUGGUGGGUUGAGGCUGCGAUGGGCAUGUGGGGAAUGUCCUCACAAUAGCAGUUAAAAAGAAACGCAGUUUGCCUAAACAUGAUUUUCUUGUCAAAAAGAAC
This is a messenger RNA of Hypomesus transpacificus, 2622 nucleotides long. It is a transcript of the gene fibcd1b, whose product is annotated as fibrinogen C domain containing 1b. Bases 1 to 591 code for a protein of 196 amino acids. The transcript has 4 exons. Lineage: Eukaryota; Metazoa; Chordata; Actinopteri; Osmeriformes; Osmeridae. The record is from RefSeq and is a predicted model, not a curated record.